Molecule: messenger RNA, 2020 nt
Organism: Sorghum bicolor (sorghum)
Lineage: Eukaryota; Viridiplantae; Streptophyta; Magnoliopsida; Poales; Poaceae
Product: heat stress transcription factor B-4b
Exons: 2
Coding region: 809-1747 (312 amino acids)
Biological process (GO): regulation of transcription by RNA polymerase II
Cellular component (GO): nucleus
Molecular function (GO): DNA-binding transcription factor activity; RNA polymerase II cis-regulatory region sequence-specific DNA binding
Source: RefSeq, a predicted model, not a curated record
GAGGGUAAUGCCAAAAGAACGACCUAGUUAGCUAAAAGCAAUGCAAAGCUUCUCUCUCUCUCUCUCAGCUGCUGGCGAGUGGCGACCAUCUUCAUCUUCUUCUGAUCUUCUCUCCAACAGCUAGCUAGCUAGCGAGUAGUACUACUGGAGUACCCACACCACCCUGCACUGCUCCUGCACAGAUAUCCAUGCAUAUGCAUAUAUAAUGAUGAGAGAGAGACAGAGACGGGGUCUGGCCGUCCUCUCCUCUGGCUACUAGCUAGGGCAGAGAGAGAGAGAGAGAGAGGCCUGUGGGGGGAGAAGCAAGCAAGAGAGGCAGGCAGCGGUCCAGGUCGUCCAGGCAGUGGUGGCCUGAUCAGCCUGACCCACACACGAGAGAGAAUAUUUGAAGGGAAGAGGAGGAGUAUGAGGAGCUGAGCCCUGCUGAGCUGAGCUCGUGGGGUGUGUGUUUAUGUGUGCGAGUGCGAGACAGUGAGACUGGAGAUAGGGCUAAAGAGCGGCAGCCUUUAAUUUCUCUCUCCUCGCACUCUCGAUCUCUUAGCUUUCUCCUCCCUCUUCCUGCACUGCGGCUCUAGCAGCUGCAGCUCCCAUAGUUAUACUCCUACUAGCUUAUAUUGCUCCUCCGAUCCUCCACGAGCAGCGCUCCCUCCUUCCUCCCUCCUCGUCUUCUUCCUCGCUCAUCUUGCUCAGCUUGUCCUCCAUCCAUCCAUCUCUUCCUGUGCCGGGCGAGGUCAGCGAAGGAUCAGAGGCUAGCUAGCUCGAUCUUAGUUUUUGGCCGCCGGCGGCCGGCCAAUUAAGGGGGAGAAGCAUGGCUUUCCUUGUGGAGCGGUGCGGCGAGAUGGUGGUGUCGAUGGAGAGCUCGCACGCGAAGCCGGUGCCGGCGCCGUUCCUGACCAAGACGUACCAGCUGGUGGACGACCCCUGCACCGACCACAUCGUGUCGUGGGGCGAGGACGACACCACCUUCGUCGUGUGGCGCCCGCCCGAGUUCGCCCGCGACCUCCUCCCUAACUACUUCAAGCACAACAACUUCUCCAGCUUCGUCAGGCAGCUCAACACCUAUGGCUUCAGGAAGAUAGUGGCAGAUAGGUGGGAGUUCGCCAACGAGUUCUUCAGGAAGGGCGCCAAACACCUCCUCGCCGAGAUCCACCGGAGGAAGUCGUCGCAGCCGCUGCCGACGCCGCUGCCACCGCACCAGCCCUACCACCACCACCACCACCAUCUCCACCACCACCACCUCAACCCGUUCUCCCCGCCGCCCCCGCCGCCGACACAGACGCCGUUGUCGUACCACCGCUUCCAAGAAGAGCUCGCCGCCACAGCGCACAGUGUUCACGCCGGCGCCGGCGGCAACAAUGAAGGCAGUGGAGGCGGCGGGGACUUCCUGGCGGCGCUGUCGGAGGACAACCGGCAGCUGCGGCGGCGCAACACGCUGCUGCUGUCGGAGCUGGCGCACAUGAAGAAGCUCUACAACGACAUCAUCUACUUCCUGCAGAACCACGUGGCCCCGGUGACCAGCCCCUCGUCGGCGGCGCACGCGCCCCUGCCGCCCAGCGCCGGCGGCGCCGCGUCCUCCUGCAGGCUGAUGGAGCUGGACCCGGCGGACUCCCCUUCACCGCCGCGGCGGCCGGAGGACGACGACGGCACGGUGAAGCUGUUCGGCGUGGCGCUGCAGGGCAAGAAGAAGAAGCGAGCGCACCAGGAUGAUGGAGACGACAACCAUGAGCAGGGAAGCAGCGACGUCUAGCCGCCGCCGGCCAGCCGGCUUGCAUUGCUCUCGUUCGUGUACAUAUAGAGAUCAGAUCAGAGAGGAGUAGUUUGGAUCGCUAGCUCGCUAGCUAGGCUUUGGUAACUUUCUUUUGAGUGCGUACUGGAAUUAAUGUGCAAGAGCUAAGUGUUGAUUUGUCUGAGUAAAACUAACAAGAAUCCAUGCAUGCAUGGAUUUUAGUCAUCAGCUAAGCUAGUUGCAGAGGCUUGCACCACCCCUUCUCAAAUCAAAUCUCAACAAGCAGUUCUUCAA